This is a messenger RNA of Alligator sinensis (Chinese alligator), 1186 nucleotides long. Its product is annotated as vacuolar protein sorting-associated protein 29-like. NCBI's taxonomy places the organism in Eukaryota, Metazoa, Chordata, Crocodylia, Alligatoridae. Gene Ontology annotation, cellular component: retromer complex; endosome. The record is from RefSeq and is a predicted model, not a curated record. The transcript has 3 exons. Bases 68 to 781 code for a protein of 237 amino acids. Gene Ontology annotation, biological process: intracellular protein transport; retrograde transport, endosome to Golgi.
CAGAACUACUGCACUUGUCACAGGCAGGGCUUGUGUUUUUGUUUUUUGGGGGGUUUUUAAUAUAUAAAUGUAUCCAACAACUUGGAGCAUAAAACAAAUCAAUACAGUCAUAACUCAAAUACUCCUUCCAGAAAGCGAAGCAAAACCUGGACAACUCUGCCUUAGUAGUCACCUCCAGCUAAAGCAUAAAACGAAAUUCACUCAUUUGGCUGGGCAGGGCUCGCGUUUUCCAACUUCAAAGCACACCGCAAACAACCGCGACCCCCGCGCAGACCCUGCGCCCCCGCCUGCGCCUCCCCCGCCCCGGGCGCGCUCUGCGGGAACGGCUCGUCUGCCCAGGGAUGCCAGGAGCAGGGCGCCGGCUUCCCCCCCCGCCACUGCGCAUAUGCAGGAGCUCGCGCCCCCUAUUUCUGACCGUCCUUCCACCUUCCAGGGCCCACGUGCGCUCGGCUCUGCGGAGGGAUUGGCUGCGCGGGCGCUUCCGGGUGGUGCGUCCGGGGCAGGCAUGUUGGUGCUGGUACUAGGAGAUCUUCACAUCCCACAUCGAUGCAGCAGCCUCCCAGCCAAAUUCAAAAAGCUGCUGGUUCCAGGAAAGAUCCAGCACAUCCUCUGCACUGGAAACCUUUGCACUAAGGAGAGCUAUGACUACCUCAAAACUCUGACUGCGGAUGUUCACGUAGUUCGAGGGGACUUUGAUGAGGAACAUCAUUCCUUCAUUUGUCCUGAUGGACAUCCAGGCAUCCAUAAUUGUGACUUAUGUAUAUCAACUAACUGGGGAUGACGUGAAAGUAGAAAGAAUUGAAUAUAAAAAAUCCUAAGGAGCUGUCAGUGUCGUGGUACUUCUUACCACUCCUUGUCUUCUUCCAGUCAGGUCAACCCACUAAGUAAUUAGGUCUGUGGAUGUCAUUGCAGCACUUGUGACUUUUUUUACACCUAAAAAAGCCACUACCACUUUAUUCUUUAUUGUUUGUAAGCUUAUUGUAACUUAAUCAUCCUCACUUACUGUUUAAAUUUGCAAGCUCUAGUGUGCCACUGAACUACCUCCUUUGUACAAAAUAGCUUGCAAGUAUCCAGUGUUAACAGAGAUGGGGUGUGUGUGAUGUGAAUGCAUGGGUAUGUUGUAGUAGUUUGGUUCUGAACCAAUUACACCAUUCUGACAGUAUUUAAAUAAACACUCUCUCAUGUA